Molecule: messenger RNA, 8172 nt
Organism: Trichechus manatus latirostris (Florida manatee)
Lineage: Eukaryota; Metazoa; Chordata; Mammalia; Sirenia; Trichechidae
Gene: USF3
Product: upstream transcription factor family member 3
Exons: 7
Coding region: 856-7542 (2228 amino acids)
Biological process (GO): negative regulation of epithelial to mesenchymal transition; positive regulation of transcription by RNA polymerase II
Molecular function (GO): protein dimerization activity; DNA-binding transcription activator activity, RNA polymerase II-specific; RNA polymerase II transcription regulatory region sequence-specific DNA binding
Source: RefSeq, a predicted model, not a curated record
GGGGACCCUGGGUGCGGGCGCUGGCGCUGCGAGGCCCGCACCCUCCUCUCCCGCCUUCAGCCGCCGCGCCCGGGGCACUCGCACCGCGCCCGGACCCGUGUGCGCGCGGGCGGGCGGGGAGGCCCACGCUGUCCGGGUGCAUGAAGGGCUGGGCAGCCGGCUUCACCCGACGGCCUUGCCCGCCGCCGUCCUCCCCCGCUCUCCGUCCGCUCUGCUUCCUCGCCCUCUGCAUUUCCCUAGGACCCACUCCUCAGACUCCGGGGGCUGCUUAACUCUCACCCCUGUGUAGGAGAGUUCGGUAGCAUUUUCUUUUAGAAGCUUUCUCUUCCUUUCUGAAUAGAAAUGGCACAAGUGAAUGUCAAGCUCUUGAAAUUUAGUUCCAUAUUUCCGAAAGAAAUAUGAUUUCUAGAUUCUUACUCACGUUUAACAUUUUGAUUGUUGAGUUAUCUCCUGCUUAAUCCCCGAAACUCCCAGGGUUACAAUGGGAUAUGGUCUGUGGCGCUUAUUCACUUUUUGUAGAAAUAAGAGACCGCAUAAACCCAUAUAUGCAGGAUUCCAGCUAUAGGCAUCCAACUUAUGUACUCGUAAGAUUUUUACCACUAAGGAGAUAGAGUCACCUAAUACCACACAGAGCAAGACAGUUCUGGCCAUCUGAAGCUUGCAGGUAAAGAAGACAGUUGCUUACUAGAUAAAGUACAGAUUUCUUCAAUAAACCCUUCUGUAAGAAGAAAACAUAACGUAUAGACUAUCUUCUGGCCGAAUAUGAUAGAUUUGGAUCAGAAACGGGAGGCGUUGGGAGCCUGGAGUCAAAAGUGAAGAAAUUCUGCAAGCCUUUGGGUUCCUAUCACUAUAACCAUGCCAGAAAUGACAGAGAAUGAGACUCCUACCAAGAAGCAGCACCGAAAGAAAAACCGGGAGACACACAAUGCAGUGGAGAGGCAUAGAAAGAAGAAAAUCAAUGCUGGAAUAAACAGAAUAGGAGAGCUGAUCCCAUGUUCCCCUGCCCUGAAGCAGAGCAAGAAUAUGAUCCUGGACCAAGCCUUUAAAUAUAUAACGGAAUUGAAAAGGCAAAAUGAUGAACUCCUACUUAAUGGAGGAAACAAUGAACAAGCUGAAGAAAUUAAAAAGCUACGGAAACAACUGGAAGAAAUCCAAAAAGAAAAUGGCCGAUACAUUGAAUUACUGAAAGCAAAUGACAUAUGCUUAUAUGAUGACCCGACAAUCCACUGGAAAGGAAAUCUUAAAAACUCGAAGGUCCCUGUUGUUAUUCCUAGUGAUCAGGUUCAAAAAAAUAUCAUUGUUUAUUCAAAUGGGAGUCAGCCUGGUGGAAACAGCCAGGGAGCAGCUGUUCAGGGGAUAACAUUUAAUGUUGGUCAUCAUUUACAAAAGCAGACUGCCAAUGUGGUGCCCGUACAGAGGACGUGCAAUCUUGUGACUCCUGUGUCUAUUUCUGGAGUCUACCCUUCUGAAAACAAACCAUGGCAUCAGACCACAGUUUCUGCAUUGGCUGCUAACCAGCCUAUUCCUCUUUGUCUUCCUGCUACCAUUUCUGCUCAAAAUAUUCUUGAGCUUUCCACCUCAGAAAGUGAAUCCAGUGUGCUUGGUGCCACCAGUGGCUCACUGAUUGCUGUUCCAGUUGGGCCUGAACCUCACCAACACCAUUCCUUGCACACAUCUCUAAACGAUCAAAACUCAUCUGAAAAUAAGAAUGGGCAAGAGAGCCCCCAGUUGCUGAAGAAAAUGGUCCCUUGUACGUCAGACAUCCCCUCCAGCUCCUCAGCAGCUGCCGCUCAAGUGCAGCAAGGCAGCAAGCCCUGGCUGAGCACACAGGACCUGAGAAGUGAUCUUCACAACACCCUUAUUGUUUCAGUUACCACCACAGUCUGCUCCCAGCCUCCCAGGCUUGCAGGUGGCUCCUCUCCAGUGGGCAUUAGCAAGGGUACAGACUCCACAAACGGUACUGCAGUGGUGGCACCAUCUGUCCCUGGAGUGGGGAAGACCGCCACUCCUGUGAGCACUCUGUCUGCAAACCCUUUGGACAGUGGCUGGACUCUUUCUUGUUCUUUGCCUUCUUCAAGUGUUAGUACUUCAGAUUUGAAAAACAUUAAUAGCCUUACCCGCAUUUCCUCAGCUGGAAACACACAGACAACAUGGACUACUUUGCAACUGGCAGGAAACACCAUUCAGCCCUUAAGCCAGACACCAUCUAUCGCUGUGACCCCAGUAUUAAAUGAUUCUGGUCCUAGCCCCACCACAACCAACGACAGUAGACAUGUGGCUACAGGCAUCAGCUUGAAUAAUUCCUUUCCAGCAGAUGGGCAAGCAGUUGAGCAAGUAGUUGUAACCUUGCCUUCUUGUUCAUCUUUACCUAUGCAGCCACUAAUUGCCCAGCCACAAGUUAAAUCUCAACCUCCAAAAAAUAUCCUUCCAUUGAAUUCAGCAAUGCAGGUGAUUCAGAUGGCUCAGCCAGUUGGGUCGGCUAUUAAUGCAGCUCCAGCUAAUCAAAAUGUGAUCAUUCUUCAGCCACCCAGCACCACCCCAUGCCCCACAGUGAUGAGAGCAGAGGUUCCCAGCCAAACCGUAGGUCAGCAGAUAGUGAUCAUACAGACAGCCAGUCAGAACCCUUUGCCACUCCUCUCUGCACCACCUCCUGGUUCUGUUCGACUCCCCAUCAAUGGAGCCAGUGCUAUUAUAGGGUCUAAUAAUUCAGUGCAAAAUGCUUCAACCCCACAAACUUUUGGAGGAAAGCACCUUGUCCACAUAUUACCAAGACCUUCAUCUUUAUCAACAUCUAAUUCAGCACAAACUUUUUCUGUUGCCAUGUCAAACCAACAGCAGCCUCAAACCAUUUCUUUAAAUGGACAGCUCUUUGCUUUGCAGCCUGUGAUGUCUUCAUCAGGAACUACAAAUCAAACCCCUAUGCAAAUUAUUCAACCCACCACCAGCGAAGAUCCAAAUACCAAUGUUGCCCUGAAUACAUUUGGUGCUUUGGCCAGCCUCAAUCAAAGCAUAUCACAGAUGGCUGGGCAAAGCUGUGUACAAUUGUCUAUUAGCCAGCCUGCCAAUCCUCAAACUGCUGCAAAUAGCCAAACCACCUCAGCUAACUGUGUUUCAUCGACAACUACUGUAGCACCUCCAGUGACAACAGAUAAUUCAGCCACACUACCCGGCACGUACCAUCUAGUGACUGCUCCCUCAGUGAACACUGUAGCGUGUUUGCCACCUAAUGUGAAGUCAAAAAGGGUGAAUAAGAAGCCAGUUGCCAAGAAACACUUAGCAGCUAACAAGUCAGCCUGUCCUCUGAGUGCAGUCAGAGAAGUGGGGAAGCUGGACUGCCCCAGCGGGGAAGGGUCUGCAGAGCCAUCCUGUAAUGACGUGCUACUGGAUAGCUUCCCUGUUGCUUUGCCAUCUGUUGCUAUGUCCCAGGCAAGUAGUGUAAAUGUGUCUGGUUCACAUUCUUUGGAAGUUCUAAAUUCUGAGCCCGUAUCCAAAUGUAAGUCAACGAAAGAGUCUAACUCACCCUCCCAAGAAUCUGUAACAAGUGAACAUAAUGCAACAGCCCCAGCAAAAUCCAAAGAUUCUACCCCUGUUUUGCAACGAGAGACAUCUCAGGAUAAGCCAGCAACUAGUUUGGCAUUAUCAGAUGCUGCCAAGUCCUGCAGUUCAGCCAAUGUGUUGAUUCCAUCUCCAAAUGAUCCCCACAUUUUGGCUUCUCAGGUUUCUGGUCUGUCAUCUACCACAAACACUACAAGCACUGACUGUGUUUCUGAGGUAGAAAUCAUUGCUGAAACUUGUAGGAUUGAGCAGGAUUCAUCAGAUACAACGCAAACCACUGGCCUCUUAAAGGGGCAAGGUUUAACUGCCUUGCUAUCUGAUCUUGCUAAAGAUCCUCAGAAAACAUCCCUUUCAGUCCAGGUGGACCAUCCUGACUUUUCUGAAAAUUCUAAAAUAGUAGACUCAAGUGUGGAUUUACAUCCUAAACAGGAGCUACUAUUGCUGAACAGUGAUGGUAGAGAUCCGCCACAGCAUCAUUCCUGCAUCCCUGAUCCGGAGGUUAUUAACGGUUCUCUGUUCACCAGUAGGCAGGCUGACUCCCCCAUGUCAACCAGCUCUGGCAGUAGUCGGAGUUUCUCAGUGGCAUCCAUGCUUCCUGAAGCAACCAGAGAGGAUAUGACCAGCAGUGCAACAACUAAUACAUGUGACAGCUGUACCUUUGUAGAGCAAACUGAUAUAGUAGCUCUUGCAGCAAGAGCUAUUUUUGACCAGGAGAACCUUGAGAAGGGAAGAGCUGGCAUCCAGGCUGAUAUAAGGGAAGCUACUUCAAAGCCUUCUGAAACAUCAUCUUUAGAGGGAGAUCAGCCUUUCAAAUCACAGAUACCUAAAGAGAAUGGCACAGGACAGGCAGAAGUGGUACCAAAUGAAUUUAAUUCUCAGGAUUCAGUUGAAGCACCUGUGGAUAGGCCCCUUGAAAAACCAAGUUGCUCUGUGGGAAUCAAAACGUCAGAUGCCUCUUUACAGGUUUCAGCUUCUCAGUCACCAAGCGUCACCAGUUUAAGUGUGAAUAAUCUUAUCCAUCAGAGCAGCAUCAGCCAUCCUCUGGUCAGCUGUGCGGGUUUAUCCCAAUCUUCAGAGCAAACAACUGUCUCUGCAGCAGUUAAUCUAACUGUUUCAUCUAGCUCCUAUGGCAGUCAGCCUCCUGGACCGUCUCUGAUGACUGAAUAUGCCCAAGAACAGCUAAAUACUAUGACCAGUACCAUACCAAAUUCACAGAUUCAAGAGCCGCUCUUAAAGCCAAGUCACGAAAGCCGUAAAGAUUCUGCUAAGCGUACUGUCCAAGAUGAUCUUUUACUUUCUUCUGCUAAACGUCAAAAGCAUUGUCAGCCAGCCCCACUCAGGCUUGAAAGUAUGUCUUUGAUGAGCCGAACUCCAGACAGCAUUUCUGAUCAAACUCAAGUAAUGGUUAGUCAGAUCCCUCCCAACUCUUCAAACUCAGUUGUGCCUAUUAGCAACCCAACACAUGGAGAUGGCCUUACACGACUGUUUCCUCCUGGUAACAACUUUGUGGCCCCAGCAUUGAGGCAAACGGAAGUUCAGUGCAGUUCUCAGCCUUCAGUUGCUGAGCAGCAGCAAACCCAGGCAAGUCAACACCUACAGGCCCUGCAACAGCAUGUUCCAGCUCAAGGAGUAUCUCACCUUCAUAGUAACCAUCUCUACUUAAAGCAGCAGCAGCAACAGCAAGUGGGGCAAUUAAGAGAGAGGCAUCAGUUGUAUCAGCUGCAACAUCAUGUACCUCAUGCAGAGAGCUCUGUCCACUCUCAGCCUCAUAGUGUCCACCAACAGAGAACCCUACAACAGGAAGUUCAGAUGCAGAAAAAGAGGAAUCUUGUUCAGGGCUCUCAGGCCUCUCAGCUUUCCUUACAACCGAAGAACCAUGGAACUGACCAAUCACGGCCCAAGAGUGGUCAGCCACAUCCCCACCAUCAACAGAUGCAGCAACAGAUGCAGCAACACUUUGGAAAUUCCCAGCCAGAGAAGAGCUGUGAAAACCCUUCAACAAGCCGGAACCACCAUAACCAUCCUCAGAACCAUCUUAAUCAAGACAUUAUGCACCAGCAGCAGGAUGUUGGAAGCAGACAGCAAGGUUCAGGGGUUACUUCUGAACAUGUAUCUGGACACAAUCCCAUGCAGAGACUUUUGACAUCAAGAGGCUUAGAGCAGCAAAUGGUUUCCCAACCAAGUAUUGUGACAAGACCUUCCGACAUGACUUGUACUCCACACAGGCCAGAGAGAAAUAGAGUUUCAAGUUAUUCUGCUGAGGCACUCAUUGGAAAGACGUCUUCUAAUUCAGAGCAGAGAAUGGGUUUAUCAAUUCAGGGUUCUAGAGUUUCAGAUCAGCUUGAAAUGAGAAAUUAUCUCGAUAUUCCCAGAAAUAAGAAUUUGGCCAUUCAUAACAUGCAGAGUCGUGUGGACCAUACUGUUGCCCCAGAAAUCCGCCUUUCUGAUUGUCAGACAUUUAAACCAAGUGGAGCCAGUCAACAGCCCCAGAGUAAUUUUGAAGUACAGUCUUCAAGAAAUAAUGAGAUAGGUAACCCUGUAUCAUCUUUGAGGAGUAUGCCGUCCCAGACUUUUCGAAUUAGUCAAAACACUGGUCCUCCACCAAUCGACCGUCAAAAGAGAUUACCUUAUCCACCAGUUCAGAGCAUCCCAACAGGAAAUGCUGUUCCACCAAGGGACAGUGACAAUGCAUGUCACCAAAGUUUCAUGCAGAGUUUACUUGCCCCUCACCUCAGUGAUCAGGUCAUUGGGAGCCAGAGAUCACUCUCAGAACAUCAGAGGAAUACACAGUGUGGCCCCUCCUCUGCAAUUGAGUAUAACUGUCCCCCAGCUCAUGAAAGUGUCCAUAUUAGAAGAGAGAGUGAGAGUCAGAAUAGGGAAAGUUGUGACAUGCCCUUAAACACAAUCAACGCCAGGAACAGUACCUUGAAUAUUCCUUUUUCAAGUUCUUCUUCCUCAGGAGAUAUUCAAGGUCGAAACACAAGUCCCAAUGUUUCUGUACAGAAAUCCAAUCCCAUGAGGAUUACUGACAGUCAUGGGACAAAGGGCCACAUGAACCCCCCAGUCACAACCAACAUGCAUGGGGUUGCAAGGUCAGCUUUGCCACAUCCAUCUGUGUCUCAUGGAAGUGCUGAUCAAGGGCCUCCUGUACGUCAAACCAAUUCUUCAGUUCCCCAGCGAUCAAGGCAUCCCCUGCAAGACAGCAGUGGUUCCAAAAUUCGUCAGCCUGAACGGAAUCGUUCUGGAAACCAAAGGCAUAGUAAUGUCUUUGAUCCAAGUCUUCCCCAUCUUCCUCUGUCGACUAGUGGCAGUAUGAUUCUUGGACGCCAACAACCUACUACAGAGAAGAGAGGAAGUAUUGUUCGUUUUAUGCCAGAUAGCCCACAAGUACCCAAUGAUAAUUCAGCUCCUGACCAGCAUACGCUGUCACAAAAUUUUGGUUUUUCUUUUAUUCCCGAGGGUGGCAUGAAUCCACCAAUAAAUGCUAAUACUUCUUUCAUUCCACAGGUUACCCAGCCGAGUGCCACUCGAACUCCAGCCCUCAUCCCAGUAGAUCCUCAAAAUACUCUACCUUCCUUCUAUCCCCCAUACUCUCCUGCUCAUCCUCCACUGUCCAAUGAUAUUUCAAUCCCCUAUUUUUCUAAUCAAAUGUUCUCAAAUCCUAGCACAGAAAAGGUAAACAGUGGAAGUUUAAAUAACCGAUUUGGAUCAAUUUUAUCCCCUCCCAGACCUGUUGGCUUUGCUCAACCAAGUUUUCCUCUUCUUCCAGAUAUGCCACCAAUGCACAUGACCAACUCUCACUUAUCCAAUUUUAAUAUGACAUCUUUGUUUCCAGAAAUAGCUGCAGCUCUUCCUGAUGGGUCAGCAAUGUCCCCGUUGCUUACGAUAGCAAACUCCUCUGCCUCUGACUCCUCCAAGCAGUCCUCAAACAGACCUGCCCACAACAUAAGCCAUAUUUUAGGUCAUGAUUGCAGUUCAGCUGUUUAAAUACUGAUAGACUAAAUAUAAACGUGGUGAGUGAGAUUACAUAUAUGUGUGUGCAUGCACACAUGUACAUGAAGAGUGAGACUGUGUUUGUGUAUGUCUUUGUGUUUAUGUAAUCAAUUUUCAGUUUCCUUCUGAAUGUAGGGAAGCCAUGUCAGAGAUGAUGCAGAUACUGGAUUGUCCAAAAAAAAAAAUCUUUCAUUUUAAACUGCAUGAUAUGCUUUUUAAAUUUCCAAGCAGAUUUACAAUUCCAAGUUUGAUUUAUAAUCUUUUAUUCCCUAAAUAUGGAUCACCUGGAGGCCGAGGGGAGAUCAUUUUGGUAUAUGCUGGAUGGUUGGAAGGAACCUAGAUUUUGAACGUUAUUGUUGAUAAUUUGUUAGAUAGUUGAGUUGCUAUCCAAAAAUGUAGACAAAGUGACAUAACACGGUGGUUCCUAACCAAAUGCUGACUAAUGCCAGCAUCCAGACUAGUUUCUUAUACAUGGCAGGUGUUGAAUUGAGUAUUCAUGGUUAAAGUCAAGCAGUUAACAAAUAAAUUUUAAAAACCCAUUGCCAUUGAGUCGAUUCCGACUCAUAGUGACCCUAUAGGACAGAGUAGAACUGUCCCAUAGGGUUUUCAAGACUGUGAUCUUUA